Molecule: messenger RNA, 474 nt
Organism: Plasmodium fragile
Lineage: Eukaryota; Apicomplexa; Aconoidasida; Haemosporida; Plasmodiidae
Exons: 3
Coding region: 1-474 (157 amino acids)
Source: RefSeq, a predicted model, not a curated record
AUGAAGGCUCGCCUUUCCUUAAUCCUAAUUUUAUUGAGAUGCACGAAUACGAAGGAUAAUUCAGGUGAAGGAGCAGGAGCAGGCCUAAGUCAGGAUGCAAAUGAUAAAGCGGGAGAAGACCAACUCAAUCAAAAUUCAGACAUAAGCAGCGCCACAGAGGAUAUCCAAGUAAAGUCGUCUCUCCUGAAGGACUACAAAGGGGUGAAGGUGACGGGACCUUGUAACGCAAGUUUCCUCGUUUUCUUCGCCCCGUAUCUCUUCAUCGAUGUGGACGCGGACAGUAGUAACAUUUACCUGGGGACUGACUUGAGCGACCUAGAAGUCACAGAGCAAAUGGGUAAAGGAGAACACGAAAAAAAUAAAUGCGAAGAGGGAAAGACAUUCAAAUUUGUUGCCUUUAUUGAAGAUGACCACUUGACUGUUAAGUGGAAGGUGUACGACUCGGGAGUUCAGCCGCCAACCCCAGGUAUGUGA